CUGCAGAGCAGCGAGCUCUCUCUUCCUGCGCUCAGCUCUAUGUGACACUCAGCACUUGGCGCAUUGUCUUUUCCCCCCCAUUUCAUUUUAUUUUUUCACCCCACUCUUUGCAUUUGGAUAUUCGAUCCGCAGCUUGUGCGUCUUUCUCCUCGGUGCUUAGGGUCGUCUUCUCCAUCAUGGGCAACAGGGACGACGAAUACGAUUUCUUGUUUAAAGUCGUUCUUAUCGGGGACUCGGGUGUCGGAAAGAGCAACCUGCUGUCACGUUUCACCCGCAACGAGUUUAACCUGGAGAGUAAAAGCACGAUCGGAGUGGAGUUCGCCACCCGCAGCAUCCAGGUGGACGGCAAGACGAUAAAGGCGCAGAUUUGGGACACGGCCGGACAGGAGCGCUACCGGGCCAUCACCUCGGCCUAUUACCGGGGUGCAGUCGGUGCUCUACUGGUGUACGACAUCGCCAAACACUUGACAUACGAGAAUGUGGAGCGCUGGUUGAAGGAGCUGAGGGACCACGCAGACAACAACAUCGUCAUCAUGCUGGUGGGCAACAAGAGUGACCUGCGCCACCUGAGGGCCGUGCCGACCGACGAGGCCCGGGCUUUUGCAGAGAAGAAUAACCUGUCAUUUAUUGAGACCUCGGCUCUGGAUUCAACCAACGUCGAAGAGGCGUUCAAGAACAUUCUAACAGAGAUCUAUCGCAUCGUAUCACAGAAGCAGAUCGCUGACCGAUCAGCUCACGACGAGUCUCCAGGGAACAACGUGGUGGACAUCAGCGUGCCGCCCACCACGGACGGGCAAAAGGGCAGCAAACUGCAGUGCUGCCAAAACCUGUAACCAUGACAACCAACGUCACCCCCUUCACCGCACACCCCACUACCAUUAUCUCACUUUUUUUCUCUCGACAUCUCGUGCCGCCGACGUCCGUUUCGUUUGUGUAAUAUAUUUUUUUUUUCUUUUUUUUUUUAAAGCUUCUCAACUCACAUAUGCACUCAUACACACAGACAGACAGACAGACACUCGCACACACUUAUUUCUGACAUGAAAUAAAAUUUUACAGUACAAA
This is a messenger RNA of Clarias gariepinus (North African catfish), 1062 nucleotides long. RefSeq names its product RAB11B, member RAS oncogene family, b (gene rab11bb). Gene Ontology annotation, biological process: constitutive secretory pathway; regulated exocytosis. Gene Ontology annotation, cellular component: recycling endosome. NCBI's taxonomy places the organism in Eukaryota, Metazoa, Chordata, Actinopteri, Siluriformes, Clariidae. The transcript has 5 exons. Bases 177 to 833 code for a protein of 218 amino acids. Gene Ontology annotation, molecular function: GTPase activity; GTP binding. The record is from RefSeq and is a predicted model, not a curated record.